AUGAAGAAGAAGAAUGGAUUGAUAAAGAAUGGAAAAAAUUCAAAGGAUUCUACUAUUACGAAAAUUGCUAAAGAAGUUGUAUCGAAUACGAUGAAUACAGUACAAGUUGUACUUCGAAUAAGACCUAGAAAUAUCAAAAAAUCACAUAAAAAAACAUCUUCAACAUCAUCAAUAAUUAAACAAGAAUCUAUUUCCACAUCGUCAUCUAAUGAUGAAAUACUUGAAAUUCCGAUAACACCUACAACACCAACAAUGACUCAAAAUACCAAAUCAAGAGAGAGCAGUACGCAGCAACAAGUUUAUGAAAAUGCUGGAGUAGAAGGAUUAAUGGAAAAAUUCUUGAAUGGUUAUAAUGUAUCCAUUUUAACAUAUGGACAAACUGGUUCAGGAAAAUCUUAUACAUUGGAAAAAUAUAAAUCUACUAAAGUCACAUUUACUGUAUCAUUUUUGGAAAUUUUUAAAGAAGAUUUAAUAGAUUUAUUAAUUGACAAUAAUUCCUCACAAUCUUCUAAUCAUCAACAUUAUAACGAUGAAUUAUUACAUUGUAAACCUGUAGUAUUUAUACGUGAUGAUAUGAAAGGAAAAAAUAGUUUAAGUGGAUUACGAGAAUUUACUGUUGACAGUAUAGAAGAAGUUAUGGAACAUCUAAAACGAGGUUUAUCAAGCAUUAGUAAUUCCACUUCACAUACAAUUUUCUCUAUUACGAUGACUCAACAACAAUUUGUAAUCACUUCCCCUAACACUCCAACCACUCCCACUCCCACUACUUCUUCUUUUCCAAUUAAUAUUCCAUUGUCUAGAAGAAAUUCAACAAUUUCUCAUCCACCUGGUUCACGUCCUUCUAGUAGGAUGGGAACAUCAUCUAGACCUUCUAGUCGAUUAGGAAAUGGCAGUAGACCUGCAUCAAGAGCUGGUUCAAGUUUAGGUAUUAGAUUUGAGGAAAGUGGAAGUGGUAAUGGAAAUAAUAAUGAUGAAUUAACUACUAUUACAAGUAAAUUAUGGUUUAUUGAUUUAGGAGGUAAUGAAAAGUUUAUAAAUAAAUCAAGUCCCGCUUUACAUAAAGUAAUCUCAAUGUUAGGUAAUUCAAAACCAUCCUCAAAACUUUCCAUAAUUCCUCCUUCUCCUCUCUCUCAUUUUCAUCAUAAUAAACUUAAUCACGACAUUCCAAUUCAUACCUCUUCCUCACAUAAAGAUAAGGAAAAUAUGAAAAAUAAUAAUAUCCGUGAUAUUUCUUCUAAUAUUCCUUAUCAUGACUCAAAUUUAACUCGUCUUCUUCAAGAUACUUUGGGUGGUAAUACUUAUACUUUAAUGAUUGCUUGUGUUUCACCUGAUGAAUGUGAUCAUUCUUCUACUAUUACUACUUUAAAACAUGCUUCUCUUACUAGAAACAUAAAAAAUACUCCUAUUAAAAAUGUUGCUGGUCAUGCUCGUAGUAGUUCUUUACCUACAUUUGGAAACCACAUUCGUAAAAAAUCUACUGACACAAAACAUUUAUCUUUAAAUAGUAAUAAAGAUGAUAUAGAAUGGUGGGAUAUAAAAAAUUUACAAUCAAUAGUUAUUAAAUUGAAAGCUGAGAAUAAAGCUUUAAAAACUGCCCUCAUUACUGCAGGAGAAAUUAAGAAUCCUUCUGGUCGAAAUACUCCUACAAAAUCUCGACAAAUUGAACAACAAUAUUUACAAUUGCGUCAAUCCUAUGCUGAACUUUCUAUCAAAUAUGGAAUGACUUCUGCCGAACUUGCUUUAUAUCAAGAUAAUCAUGAAAAUAUUGAUUCGGCUCCAAUUUCUCCUAAUACAACCAUUACUUCUUUUUCCGAAAUUGAUGAUUGUGAAAGAAAUUUUACUUCCCCAAUUAUAAGAGAUUUCAGGGAUUUUGAAUUAAGUGGUGUUAGUAAUGUAGAAGACUUGAGUAAAAGUGUAUUGAUAGAUAAAUUGGUAACUACUCAAGCUGAACUUGCUCAUACUGAUCUAUUACUCAAAGAACGAGAAAUUGUUCUAGAUGAAGCCAAUAUUACCAUUGAACAUAAUUUAAAUACUUCUGCUAGUUUACAGAAAUAUAUUCGAGAACUUGAAACAAAAUUAGAGAAAUAUGAAUCCGAAAAUAAAUUACGUGACCCUCGAGAUGAACAUCCGGAAAAAUUCAUUAGUGAAACAGUGUCAUUAUUGGAACAACGAUUACGAGAGAGUGAACGAACUUGUAAAGAAUUAGAUGAAAAAUUGAAACAAGCUGAAAAUAAUGAAAGCAAUAAUGAAAAAAUGGAUUCGUUGGAGAAUGCUCUAAAAGAAAAACAAGAUGCUUAUGAUGCAUUACAAUCGAAAUUUGAAUUAAUCGAUUGUGGAGAAAAUAAAAUACUCAUGGAUAAAUUGGAUGAUAGAAAUGCGAGAAUAUCACAAUUAGAAGCUAAAUUAAAUUUAUUAGUAAAUGAAGUAAAUAAAAUGGGUCGAUUAGAAAUACCACCUUCUCCUUCUUUCUCACGACUUGUAUUUACACCUGACCCAAUUUUCAGUGGUGGUAAUGAUCUAAAUAAUUUAGAAUCCAAACUUUUGGAAUUUGAAUCGAUUCAUCAAGAAACUGUUAAUGAAUUAACUUUGAUAAAGAAAAAAUAUAAUGAAUCAAGAUUACAAGAUUUAUAUGAUAGAAAUUUAUCAAAUCUUGCUGAUUCGAGAUCAAAAUAUCAAUCAAGUCUUGAAUUAAUUACUGGUCUUCAAAAUCAACUUAAAGAACUUCAAGGCGGUCAAAUUCAUCCUGAAUUGAAGAUUAGUGAGAUUUCUCCUUCAAAAAUUGAAAAAGAUAAUGAAAAUAAUUCUGAACAUAACGAUGAUUCUUUCAAUGAUAAUGAUUCUAUUGAAGAAAAUUCCGAAUCUGAAAGAGAUGAAUCUGAAAAAGAUGAAUCCGAAAUUCUCUCUGAACAAUUAAAUUCUAUUAAAGGACAAAAUGAAGAAUUACAAAAUCAAAUUGAACAACUUUUAAUCCAAUUAUCAGAAGCCGAUGAGAAUGACAAUGAUGCCAAAGAAUCUAACAGGUUAUUAGAAGAAGAAUUAGAGAGAGUGAAAAAAGAAUAUGAUAAUUUCAAAGUAAAAGAAUCUUCUGUUAUUACACAAUUUAAAGAAGAAAUUAAACGUUUACGAACUUAUAAAUCUGAACAAGAGCUGAAGAUUCAAACACUUGAAACUCAAUUAGAACUUUCAAUUCAGGGAGAAGAACCCGAUAUUUCGGCAUUAAAAAAGGAAGUAGCACAAUUACGAACCAUUGAAAAUAGAUCAAAAGAAAAGAUUCAAGAAUUAGAACUUGAACUUGAAAUAGCCGAAGCAAAAUCUAAGCAAUUACAAGCCAUUAAGGAAGAAUUAAGCGCAUAUAAGAAAAAUGAUAUUGAUCAAAAAGCCAUGAUCGAACAACUUCAAUAUCAAUUCGCUGAUGCUAAAGAAGCUAAGGAAAUGAUAGUUCGAGAAUGGACAAUUAUGCAAGAAAGUCUUAGCGAUCAAACAAAACUUGUAAACACUUUAGAAGGAGGGUUACAAACUUUGGUGGAUGAAUUGAAAUUAACCAAAGCUAAUCAUUUUUCGACAUUAGAAGAAAAUGAAGAUUUGACAAAUUAUUUAAAUACUAUUAUUCAACAACGUGAAGAAGACGAAGGAAGAAUUGAAGUGUUAGAACAAGAACUUAAUGAAUUAAAAGAAAUCAAUUGUAAUGAUAGUGUAAUGUAUCAUGAACAAUUAGAAAAUGCUACUCACGAGAUUGAAGCUCAAAAUGAACUUUUAAGUGAAUUUGAACAACAAGUCAUGAAUCUCGAAAAUGAGAGAGAUGAAUGCGUGGAACGAUUAAAUAAAUCAGAGUCUUUGAUUAAAGAACUUAAAGCUGCUAUAGAAGAAAAAGAACAAUUAUUAAUAACCAAUAGUUCUUUACUUGAAAAAACCAAAGCAGAAGAAAGUGCUCAAACAAUAUUUGUGAAAGAAUUAGAAAAUACAUUAAAAGAACGAGAAACCAAAUUAUUAGAAAAGACUAAUCAAAUUGAACUUCUAAAAGAACAAUGUCAACGACAACAACCAGAAGACAUAUCAAAACUUGAAGAAGCUUAUGCUAAGAUUGAGGCACUUAAAGGACAAUGUAAUACGUUACAAAAUUUACUUGAUAAUGUUGGACAAAAUUUCGAAAGUCUUGAUCAAGUCAUGUCAAAAGAUCUUAAAAUUCAAUUCUUACAACGUGUUGAAGUUUUAGAAAAUGCAAUUAUUUUAGUUGAACGAGAAAAAGAAGAACAAUAUAAAAUCAAAUUGGAACUUGAAAAACAAGUCAAUACUUUACAAAAUGAUUAUGAUAUAUUGAAUACGAAAUUCAUAAAUUUGAGUAAUAAAUUAGUGGAAGUUGAACUGGUUUCACAAAGUCAAAAGGAUCGUAUUCGAGAAUUGGAAUAUAUUCUGCAAGAAACGAAUAAACGAAAAGUUUUACUUUCCCGAAAAAAUACUUUUUCAUCAUUGUCAUCAGGAGCUUCAAAUAAACGAAAUUCCGUUAUAAUGAAUCCAACUUUAGCUAGAUUAUCGGCUGUUACAUCAGAUUUACAAAUUUAUCAAGAAAAUUUAACUUCCAAAAUUAGUGAAGUAGGAUUUUGCGCAUCAUCAUUACAAUCCAAUCUAAGAAAUUUGGAAGAAGAAAUUGAUCAAUUGAAAUCUCAAGAAGAAGAAUCAGAUGAAUCUAUAAAUGAAUUAAGAGAUCGAAUUGAUGAACUUGAAAAAGAAAACGAAGAAUUAGAAAAAACCAAUGAAAUAUUGUAUGACGAUAAGGAACAAGUUGACAAAAAGAUUGGAUUUGUAUUAGAUCAACUUAAAGUUGCUGGUGAAGACGGAAAUCGUACAGCUCAUUAUAUCGCAGAAUUAAAUAAUAAAUUGACGUCACUUGAAAAUGAACUUGUUGGUAUUAAACAACGACCUCAACCACCUAAAUCAAACAAUAAUGACAAUGAAAAUAAUGAUAGACCUCGAAGACUUUCAAAGAAGAAAGUGGUAGUAUUUUCAUCGACUGAAUUCCAAAAAGAUAAAUUAAUUAAAGAAUAUCAAGAUAAAAUAGCUUCAUUAGAACGUAGAUUAGAAGAGACUUAUGAAAAUAAUUUAGAAAUAUCGGAAAUUCAAGAAUUAUACAAGAUAAUAGUGGAAAUGGAAGAAGAAAAACAAAAAAUCGAACAAUCUUUAGAUGAUGAAAAGAAUGCAAAACUUAAUGUUGAAAGGACUUUAAGAGAAGUUCAAAUUCAGUUAGAAAUAUUACGUGAAAAGACUAUGGCCAAGAAACAACAAAAAUUGAAAUUCUUUUGUAUUUAG
Molecule: messenger RNA, 5304 nt
Organism: Diversispora eburnea
Lineage: Eukaryota; Fungi; Glomeromycota; Glomeromycetes; Diversisporales; Diversisporaceae
Source: the annotation of a GenBank genome assembly